AUUUUGAAAUAUUUUGAAAUGGAUCUGCCAUGGCAGUGGCCUGGCACACUCGGACUGCAAAGCCAGUGUCCAACCUGCACGAAUGUUCGUCGGGUUCUCGUUCACCCAGAGCCACGAGAACCAGAGCGAUCACGGAAAGAACGAAGAGCAUCGGCACUGUCAGUGGGGCCAGUAGUUGCUAUGACGCUGGCAGGCUCACGUCGGAGUAGGAAGCUCCGCAGCUCAUGUACUGCUCUGGCUUCUCCAACCAGGACUGUCAACCCUGGCACUGGCGAAUGGGUUGUCCCAGAGGACUUCCCGAAGCCCAAGGGCAUUGAGGAAACGGCCAACUACGUCGAAGCCAAAGCGCUGUCGGAAAAACUCAAGGCUCUGAAUGGCCAGGCCAAAGCAAAGACCGUCGUGGUGAUUGGAGGCGGUCUGUCUGGCUUAGCCUGUGGCAAAUACCUCUCCGACGCCGGACACAAAGCUGUGGUUCUGGAAGCCAGAGAUGUGCUCGGUGGCAAGGUUUCUGCGUGGCAAGAUGAAGAUGGUGACUGGAUAGAGACCGGCCUUCAUAUUUUUUUCGGAGCUUAUCCCAACAUGAUGAACCUCUUUUCCGAACUCGAGAUUGAGGACCGACUGCAGUGGAAACGCCACCAGAUGACCUUUGCCAUGCAAGAAUUGCCUGGUGAGUUCACCACUUUUGAAUUUCCCGGUUGGCCAGCGCCGCUAAAUAUGGCUGCAGCCAUUCUGUUGAAUCAGAGGAUGCUAUCUCCAGUAGAGAAGCUUCAGACUGGUCCUCCUUUACUGCCCAUGCUUAUUGAAGGACAGAGCUUUAUUGAUGCUCAAGACGAGUCUUCCGUGACCGAAUUCUGCCGGAAGUAUGGAAUGCCUGAGCGUAUCAUCGAAGAAGUCUUCAUACCCAUGGCAAAAGCGCUUGACUUCAUUGACCCAGACAAACUCUCCAUGACUGUUGUGUUAACGGCCAUGAAUCGUUUCAUCAACGAGACGGAUGGCAGUCAAACUGCCUUCUUGGAUGGGAAUCAACCGGAUCGCUUGUGCAAACCCAUGAAGGAACAUAUCGAAGCGAGAGGUGGUGAGGUGCGAUUGGGAGCUAUUGUUGAAGAAAUCGUGUUGGAAACGAAUGAAACGACAGCUGUGAGGCAUCUCCGACUGCGUGGAGGUGAGAUUCUUCAGGCAGAUGAAUAUGUGUCAGCUUUGCCGGUCGACGUGUUCAAACGGCUCAUCCCAGCAGCAUGGUCAACGAUGCCAUUUUUCCGGCAGCUUGAUAACUUGGAGGGUAUUCCUGUGAUCAACAUUCACUUGUGGUUUGACCGGAAGCUGAAGAACAUCGAUGCUCUUUGCUUCAGUCGUAGUCCGCUGCUCUCGGUGUAUGCAGACAUGAGUACUUGUUGCAAGGAAUACCACGAUAGUGAACGUUCAAUGUUGGAGCUGGUCUUUGCACCUUGUGCGGCCAUUGCUGGUAGCAGUGUGAACUGGAUUGCCAAGAGUGAUGAGGAGAUUGUUGAGGCGACAAUGAAAGAACUUGAACGACUUUUCCCCACGGAGAUUGGCGAGAAUCUGCCGGAUGGUGCACGCUUGAGAAAGUCCCGGGUUGUGAAGGUGCCGCGGAGUGUCUACGCAGCGGUGCCAGGGCGGAACAAAUUCCGUCCAUCCCAGGCCACGCCGAUCUCGAACUUCACUCUGGCUGGGGACUGGACGAGCCAGAAGUUUCUUGGGAGUAUGGAAGGUGCAGUACUUGCAGGCAAGUUGGCGGCGCAGGUAGUGGCAGAAGGUGCCAUUGGCAAAGCGCAUCAGGUGAAGACUGUGCCAGACUUCAUUCAGGAAGAGCCUGCAAAGGCACCAGUAGGUCUCCAUGGCUCCACAGCUGUGGUCUUUGGAGGUGGAGCUGAGCUGAAGGAACAGCACUUGGAAGAGCUCCAGAAGCAGGACCCUGCGGCGCUGCAGGACUAAGCUCUUGUGCAACGAAAAAAAC
Molecule: messenger RNA, 1975 nt
Organism: Cladocopium goreaui
Lineage: Eukaryota; Dinophyceae; Suessiales; Symbiodiniaceae
Source: the annotation of a GenBank genome assembly